AUGAUUAACAACAGGAAAAAUCCAACAAUGUCAAAAGGAACAUUUUCCAAUCAAACCGAUUACCCUCACAAACCGAAGUCAUUCUGGUCAGCGGCCUUUGAAACACAGACUUCGUUUAUCUUCUCCUGUGUAUUAUUUUUUAUCUAUGCAAUUAUCUUUCUCAUCGGUCUUAUCGCAAAUAUCUUCGUGAUCGUUAUGAUUAUAAAACGUCGACGAAUGCGAACAUUAACAAACCGAUUUUUGCUCAAUCUGGCCAUCUCAGAUUUACUUGCCACGUUGAUCUGUUUGCCGCCCACAUCGUAUCAUUACUAUGAUAAACGAUGGAUUUUCGGCGAAUUUCUCUGUCGGUUCGUUCCGUUUAUGCAAGGUACAUCAGUCGCUGUAUCCAUCUUUACUUUAAUGGCAGUCAGUAUCGAUCGAUUUAUUGCCAUACACAAGCCUAUACAUUCGAAAUUGUUAUGCACACCAAGUCGAGUGUUGUUUACAAUAAUCAUGACAUGGAUUGUUUCAUUUGUUCUGAUGAUUCCAUUGAGUCUACAUCAUCGUAUUGUCGACCCGUUUGACAUAACCUUAACAGCAUGUGCAGAAGAAUGGCAUCGAAAUAUGAAUGCACGAUUAGUCUAUGAUUUUAUCUUACUUCUCGUUCUUUUCAUAUUACCAUUAACAUUAAUGACGUAUUGUUACAUUCGAAUCAGCUUUGCACUUUGGUUCAUUGAUUCCAAUGUUCGCUCAUCAAUAUCCUCGUCGAUUCUCAAUGCUGCACGAUUUUCUACUAUAUCAGAAGACAUGUUCAAUGAUACACGUGCCAAUUCAUUACAAAAAUCUCGACCUAUCUACAUGCGUUACCAUCGAAAUACUGAUUUUCAGCGUAGUCGAGUAAAUCUCGAUGAUUAUCGUGCACUGCUAGUCUCUAAUCGACAGCGACGAGGUACUCUACUGCAAGAACAACAAAACUAUCGCCGACUAUCAGCUGGACCGAUGGUCUUACGACGGUUCAGCGAAAAUGAUUAUACAUUGAAUCUGAAUGCUCACACCCCGGUGAAUACCCAAGGACGUGCAAUACCUAUUCGUCAACGACAUUCAGUCACUCAAUAUACCAGUGGUGCUCUUCGUUCGAGUGUAUCAUCAAUUCCAUGUCAAAAUCGUUUGUUGAAUCUCACCAAUCCUCAACGUCGAUCGAUCAUUGAUUUUGAACAUGCCAGUCGAUUUUUACACAGUCGGCGUCGAGUUGUCAAGUUACUCAUCACUUUAGUCAUUGUUUUCUUCAUCACACGACUUCCGAUACAUAUUCUAUCGAUUUACAUCGAUGCAACAUCCAAUACGUAUUUACUUGAAAACACAUAUAUCAAUAGUACAGCAGUGGAUCCCGAAUCGCUCUAUUCAGCGUAUACGACAAAUACAAACAACAAAAUGUUCCUUGUUCUUUAUGUGAAUCCAGUUUUUCAAUUAUUGUCCUUGGCAAAUUCAGCAAUUAAUCCCAUAUGCUAUUGCAUAAUGAGUCAUGCGGUCAAACAGAUCGUAACAUUAUUUCAGCAGAAAAUCCGACGGAGUCAAAAGAAAGCAUCGUCACUAACAUUGGUGCAAUGA
Messenger RNA from Adineta ricciae, 1587 nucleotides. Lineage: Eukaryota; Metazoa; Rotifera; Eurotatoria; Adinetida; Adinetidae. The record is from the annotation of a GenBank genome assembly.